Caenorhabditis auriculariae is the source of this 1336-nucleotide messenger RNA. The record is from the annotation of a GenBank genome assembly. Lineage: Eukaryota; Metazoa; Nematoda; Chromadorea; Rhabditida; Rhabditidae.
AUGUCCAAGCUCAUACUGAUGAGAAGGCUUGUGCGAGGGCUGGCCCGUCAGCCCAUCGACCCCCGGCAAUUUUCCAAGGCCGGCCCGGCCUUAGCGAGGCCUCAAGCAAACAUGGCCGACCCGUCCCGGCCCGAAAAGCUCAAAGUUUCUUCAAUACGAAUAUCCGGCUUUUUUACGACAGAUUUUUUGCUUAUUUUUCACUUAGCGUUCAACAUAAACUAUGAUUUUAUUUUUUAAGCGCAGGCUUUAUCUAAAAAAUGAAGCCGUAUAAGCAACACUGGUUGAACUUUUGUCAACUUUUGCCCCAGCUGAGCCACCGCUUUAGCACAGUUGGGUCACCGAUUUUCGAAAUGGACACAUCUGGGUCACCUAUUUUUUCUUAAACCCGUGUUUUUCCUCUGUUUUAGCACAAAUGAGACUCAAACAGCCUAAAAAAAACUUUGGUAUAAUCGGGUACACUCGUGGGGACAUCUGGCCAUCAUGAGUGGAUUUUCUAGUGACCCCUAUAGUAGCCUCAGCGCUCUCAUAUGAUCCCUAGAAACACUCAGAAACGCCCGGUUUGCGUUACCUAGGCGUCUUGAAACACUUUCCAAAUUAUGUGAGCUAUGAUAGACUGUUUUUUUAGUGUUUUAUUUGUAUUAUGAAAAAAUCCCGUUUUUUUUUUGAAUAUUGAAUGUCGAAUAUUGACAUUAGGCGAAUAAGAAUUUGAAAAAAACCACGCACUAGUAAUCUUUAAAAAGUCGACUUAGUACCCAAGAAAAUUGACUUUUUUUUUCUUUUGAGUCUCGUAUUAUACUUUAUCGGUUGCAGCCAAUAUUUAUGUGUUUCGUUCACAUACUUUUUUUUUCGCAUUUUACGGUUUUUUUUUCAAAUUCGAAGUUUUUUGUUCAGUCUUAGAGCAGCGGACAAUUGCACCAAAAAAAGAAUGAUUGGCUCUUUAAAAGAACUAUUCAAACCUUCAAUUAGUUUGAAUGCUCCUUUUAACCGAAAAAAAUUCUCGUUCGGGUUUUUUGGCCACCUGAGAAACCACUUUGAAAAAUCAGCGUUCGUCAUAUCUUGUUUCCUCGAGAAUAUAUUCUGAAUAUCCCUUUUCAUCUGCGGAUACUUAAUCUGGCAGGAUAAACUCCAGUUACGACACAUAAAAAGCGUAAGCGAAAGCCUCGUGUUGGCUGGCUUGAUCGCAGGAACAGACGACGGCCGUCACUCAGCUCCAAUGAAAGGUGGCUCUGUUGCUCUUAGCAGCUCAUAUUGCCCAGCUCUUUGUUUCCGGCCGAUGAGCGUUGAAAAGACAAACGCCGGCUCGCGCUUCUUGCGACUUCUUCCUUAUGAAUGCUAA